CCUAUUGUAUACAUUUGCAUGCAUAUUCGCCAAAAUAUGCUCAAUUUGACAUGAAAUAUAAGACAAAAUAUAAGACAGAAAAGUUAACCUCAUUGAAUCUAUGUUUAUAUUAUAUUUAUAUCAAUAAAUUAUUACUAAUAGUAACAAACAUGGAUGAUGAUGCAGCUGCUCUUCAGAGUUUGGAACACCUAAUGACAGAAUUUUUUUCACCAGAGACAACUAACGAACGUAAGAGAACGAUUGAACAUAGUUUUCAAGAAUUUGCAGGACGACUUGACUCCUGGAGACCAUGUCUGCAUUUUUUGUCAUCUACAAAUAAUCAUUAUGUUAGCAUGUUUGCUUUAUCAACGUUAGAGACAACUAUUGGUAGAAGAUGGCCAAUUCUUCCUUGGGAGGAUAGAGCACUUACACGAUCAACUUUAUACACGUUGUCAUUGGAAAAAACUGUUGUACCAUUUGUUAGAAAUAAAGUAGUAAAGUUAGUAGUUGACAUUGCAAGACACGAUUGGCCACAUUUUUAUCCCGAUUUUUACUCCAACAUUUUACAGUUACUAGAUCAUAAGCAUUCAAGGUUGCUAGGUUUGGUAUACUUAAGAACUGCUUCUGAAGAAUUAGCUACACCACGAGAGGAUUUACCAGUACAAAGAAAAAAUGAACUGUUAAGAUUACUUAGUGCUCAAGUGCCUCUGACACUGGAUACACUAACUGCACUUUUAAAAAAAACAACAAAAUUAAGGAAUAGAUCAGGAACUGCAACACCACCACCUUCUCCUACUAGUGGUCAAACAGUACCACCUGUACGUGCAGUAUUGGACGUAGAGGGUUUAGCAACAGGCACCAGUGAAGUUUCCAUUGCUAUACUUCAAGUCUUAGCACAUUUAUUUAGCUGGAUUGCUUUGGCAGAUCAUAUUUCUAAUAGUUUAUUGGAAGCUAUAUUUUCCUGUGCUAAAUAUCAUGAUACUAUGAAUGGUAAACAAAUAGAAAUGGCUGUACAAGCUGUGACUACUAUAAAUGAACUCCUGUACAGGCCUUUGCAUAUUCCAAAUGUUAAAAAAUCAUUAUUAUUAGAUAUAUUUACAAAUGGAAUAAAUAUAUUUCAACACGUGGGACGUUUAGACUCUGUGGAUGAAAGUUAUAUGGGAAAAAUAACAGAAUUCUUUCAAUUAUUUGUAACAAAUCAUUUGAAGCAAGUUGAAUCAUGUCCUAGAACUCUUGUGAAUAUGUUAUUAGAAAUUCUUUGUCAGCAUACGUUUCAACGAUGUUCUACAGUAAAUGAGUAUCUUCGACGUUUGGAUAUUUGGAUUGUUCUUUUAGAAAAUUCACAAUCACGAUAUUCGUCAGUAGCAUUAGGUUUAGCUGAAAGAGUACUUCAAAAAAUGUGUUUUAAAUUUAAUGCACAAGCGUUAAGAGAACUUGAUACAGAAAGUUUAGAUGAAAAUGAAGAAACAGAGUGGCAACAUUUUUUAAGGUGCAAUAUAGAAUGCUUAGCUAAACUUGCAGAUGUAUCACCUAUUCCAGUGUUUACAUUACUGUAUCGUUUUUGGAAAGGAAAUUUAAUAAUAUUCGGAGAAUUAGGUAACGCAAUAAGUAAUAAUCAAAUUAUUUUACUAAAUGAUACAGAAGCUUCUAAUGCUCACGUACAUUUACGUGAUUUGGCUUCUACAACUCAAGCCUUAGCUAGAUUAUAUUCUAUUUUUAUUGGGGAUCAAUCAACUAUAGAUCAAUCUUUCGCAGAAGAAGUUGUUUCACAAACAUUAGAUGCAUGUAUUUUUGCUAGAGAUAAUCAACUUUAUAAAGCGGCAUUGCAACCACCAACCAUAGUAUUAGAUAUUAUUGAAGUUCAUUCACAACUGUUAGCAUCACUUCAGGCAUGGUGUCACUGGAUAGCAAAAAGACCUGAAAAAAUAAAAGACACGUUAUGUCAAAGUUGUGUUAAUUCGUGUAUUUGGGCAUUAACAUAUACUGCAUCUUGUGAUGUACCACCUUUUAAUCUCGUUCAUUCUGCAACUCAUCUUUUUCAAAGUAUUACUGCCAUCUUGAAACCUAUAUUGUGGGAUAAUGGUACUUUUAGAGAUUUAAUUUCUAUGAGAACAUAUCCAUCUUUAAAACCUGACACUAUCAAAGUAUUACGACGAGCAUUAAUUAAUGGUAUUAUUUUACCAACUGGAGAUGGAACUAUAAGAGAAAAACUGAUUGGCACAAUGGUAGGAUCUUUAACAGAACCUCUAGGAGCACGUGGCCAAUCUUUACCUUCUGAUUCAACGAUAUUAACGAUUGUACCAUCAUUAACUCAAUUAUUAGAGGAUUGUUCUUCUUCAUCAACUACUGUCAAAAAGAUGUUACACUCUAACUUAAAACCUAGUAUCGAUCGAUCAUUAGAACUUUUACCAUAUUUGAUAAGAUAUCAUAAUAUAUGCGAAGUUGUACUUAAUUUUUUAUAUUCAGUAUUUUUAGUAUUGCAACAACAAUUAGGUCCUGAAUUUACACAAAGUGCAGUACAAGAAAUGCUACAAAUUUAUACCAGAGAAAAUAUUUCUGUUGGACCUGCAUUAGAUCAAUUAUUGGAAAUAUUAAUAUUAGUAAUAUUAGCACCUACUAGUGCAUCCAAAGCAUUUAUUCCAUCUGUAAUCAAUUUAUGUUUGGGUCACGUAUGGCCUGCUGUUGGAAAUGAUCUUAGUGCUUUUCCUGAUACUACACUUGUUUUAUUAAAACUUUUUUAUGGCAUUAUUACACAUCAAUGGCAAUACUUUUAUAAUACAUCAGUAUUACGGACACUUGGUCAUCCAGAUGAGGAUGAACCUGUUGAACAUAAAGAAGAAUUAGUUGCAAUUUUGGAAGCUUUCGGUCAAGCUUUAUUGCAGCCAGAUGUUAAUAUAUUUCGCCAAAGUUUGCAAAGUCUUGAACUACUUAAUGCAAGGUGGCGACUAUAUCAAAGGUCUAUAUUUAAAGUCCAUCUACUUGAAAGAUUCUUAAUGGCCCUAUUUACAGUUUUAUUUCAACAAUCUCACAAUCUAUUAGCUGAUGAAAUUGCAGUUGCUAUACAUAGUUUAGCAUCUGUAAAUAUAGGAUGGUUCUUUCAACACUUUCUUCCUACAUUUUUAACUAGCUGUGAAGGUGUCGAUGACAUGCAAAGAGCUACAUUAUUAGAGAACUUCGACAAAUCAACUGACCAACCAACUUUAACAAGAUCUGUUCUUCAACUUAUUUCUGACUUACGAUGUUAUCAACUGUGUAGGCCAGGUUAAAAAAAUACAUAUAAGUAUUAAAAUAAUAAAGUGAUUGCAUUUGAUAAUAUUUCAUAAAUAGCAUUUGAAAAAAAUCAUUAUUCCUUAAGACUAUUUCCAGUGCCUAGAGAUAAAAUAUAAAUUUUUUCAUUUCACAAAAAGAUAAAUUAAAACAUUUUGUAAUAUUUACUAUCUUGUGUGUCACUGCCGCGACUUUAAUGUAUAUCAAAACUAUUGUUAUUAAUAAAACUCGUCUUUUUAUA
Molecule: messenger RNA, 3487 nt
Organism: Polistes canadensis
Lineage: Eukaryota; Metazoa; Arthropoda; Insecta; Hymenoptera; Vespidae
Gene: ebo
Product: exportin-6-A
Exons: 16
Coding region: 51-3245 (1064 amino acids)
Biological process (GO): protein export from nucleus
Molecular function (GO): small GTPase binding; nuclear export signal receptor activity
Source: RefSeq, a predicted model, not a curated record